Messenger RNA from Parnassius apollo (apollo), 2226 nucleotides. The record is from the annotation of a GenBank genome assembly. Lineage: Eukaryota; Metazoa; Arthropoda; Insecta; Lepidoptera; Papilionidae.
AUGCUUAAAUCACUAGAAGAUAGUAAAGAUAAAAUUAAUGAAGAUAUUAAAUAUAAGAUUCGCGUCCUUGCAGAGACACUUCUCUGCACUAUCAACAAAAAUCAACAUGACGUAGAUUGUAUUUUCAAAAAACUGGAUUUAACUGACGGUACUUUAUCAGGCGAAAGCCGCAUUACUGCUCUAAAAGAAAUCACUGAAUUAAUUUUAAAAAGAGUUCAAGAUAUCAGUAGUUUCAAAGCGGAUGCUCUACGAUUGGAAAAAGAACGUGCAAACGCUCUAAGAAAUAUCCUUCACGACCAUUAUCAUCGCAUAAUUUCUGUAGGUCAUCGAUCCUCAAAAGAAUUGCUCCAGGAAUGUGACGAGAAGAUUUAUAAUGUCAAUCAACAGUUAUUGAGUAAUUGCGCAGCGUAUAGUGAAUUAGAGAUACAGCUGCGUGCUCAAGCAAAUCGAAGCAUGGUAAAAGCCCGUUCUAUUCUUAAUCAGUUAUGCCUAGGAGUGAAGAUCAUAAAACGUGGAGGCAGUGCUCUUUCCGAAUGUAGCAACAAUCACAACAUUCAAAAGAGAUCUGGUAGUGCUAUUAUUUCUAAAGUAACUUCUACCAAUACUUUUACUGACCAUGCUUCAAUAAAUACGAAAGAAAUAGAUGAUUGUGUUUUUGAGUUAUCAGAGGAAUAUCAGAAUGCAAUUAAAAAUGUCUACAUGAAUUUUGUGGAUAAACUUAAAGAAUUUUAUAAAAAUAUGGGUAUCCGUAAUUUCAUACAAAAUAAAAUUUGUUGCACAAAUAAUGUCUCAGUCUCUGUUUUAGAUCAAAUUGUUGGAGAAACACAAAGAAUAUCUUCAAUUAGUGUCCAGACUAAAGUGCCUCCGUAUCCUGACUUUUCUGAAUUAGCUGAUUGUUUUAAUAUGAUAAGCAAAAGUUUGAACUCGGUGGGAAAACAACUCACAUAUACAUACAAUAUUUUGCAUGAUGCUAGCCAUCUAUGGGACGCGCACAUGAUUCGAGUGGCUCUCGCACAAAAACUAACACUGGCUGCUGUUGAAGAUCUUAUAAGUAGACACGACUCUAUCGAACUCGCAAAUGAAAUAACAUUUAACAUAACGUUAGAACAAUUAGUUACUGCACACGAUAAAGAUACAUUAAAACAAUAUUAUGACGCUUUAGAAGUAUUGCUUAAACUGAAGGAAGACGAAUACUUACAUCACAGUUGUACUGAAGUAGGGAGAUUGGAGGAAAUCUCGAAACUGCAUAUACCCUUGUCAAAUAUUCUGCAGGCAGAACUGGACUUCUAUGUCAAUAAAUACCCGAAAACAAAUUUAGAACCAAACAGAAGUGAAGAUAAUUUAUCAGAUUCACGUCUACGUAUUUCAGAUUGUAAUAUGAAGACAUCUCUUUUACGGUUAAUAUUAAAAACAGAAGUUCAAGAAGAAACACUCAAUAAUUGGAGAAAUGGAUUUCUGGAAUCUUUUCAAAACAAUUUGCCAUUACUCUCAGAAAAACUAGAACAUCAAAUUCGUUUAUGGGUCGAAAAAAGAUCUUUGCCAUUAAAGAAGCGACAUUCCUUAAAAAUGAUGUCACUUAACAUUCGUAAAGACCGAAUUAAAGCUGCGCGUGAUUUACGCAUAGCAGAGUUAUGCAAGAAUGAGGCCUGCUUAGUUUCGCACCUAGGGGCAAUUAAUCAAUUGGCUAAUACUUUGCCAAUGGAGGCUUCUAAGUUCAUAACCUUAGAUGAUACAGGCUUAUACCCGUUUUGUCAGUGGAUUCGAAAAAUUGAAGUAGGAAUGGAAGAAAUUCAAACUCACACAGUUGACGUCGAAACAAAAAGAUUGAAAAUGCUGAGUUUUGCACAAAGACUCGCCAAUCAUCGCCGGCGUUUUGAAGAAAGCUUAAAUUCGGCUACAGAUCUCUAUAAAAAGACAAUUGAACGCCGUGUCCAAGAAGCAAGGGUCUCUAACGUUCGUUUCUUGUCUCAUUUAAAAUUGCGCAAUGAGGGAGGGCGUUACUCAGCUGUUGAAUCGUUAAAGAUCUGUGCAGCCUUAGUAAAAGGUGGUGAAUCUCUAGAGAUCUGUAUGACUGAGUCGUUAGAUACAUUAAAGCAACGUCAUACGGAACUACUUCUACAAGCAGACCAGUUACUUCAGCCUUUGCAGAAGAUAACGGAGGAGACAUUAAAAGCCACUGGAAAAAAUGUCCCUAAUAAAAGCAAACAAUUUCAAUAUAAAAAGUAG